Messenger RNA from Pteropus alecto (black flying fox), 3663 nucleotides. RefSeq names its product kinesin family member 17 (gene KIF17). Lineage: Eukaryota; Metazoa; Chordata; Mammalia; Chiroptera; Pteropodidae. The record is from RefSeq and is a predicted model, not a curated record. The coding region runs from base 1 to 3093 and encodes 1030 amino acids. Gene Ontology annotation, biological process: microtubule-based movement. Gene Ontology annotation, molecular function: microtubule motor activity; ATP binding; microtubule binding. The transcript has 16 exons.
AUGGCCUCGGAGUCGGUGAAGGUGGUGGUGCGCUGCCGCCCCAUGAACCAGCGGGAGCUGGAGCUGAACUGUCAGGCCGUGGUGACGGUGGACUCCGCACGUGGCCAGUGCUUCAUCCAGAACCCCGGCGCCUCCGACGAGCCCCCCAAACAGUUCACCUUCGAUGGCGCCUACUACAUGGACCACUACACCGAGCAGAUCUACAACGAGAUCGCCUACCCGCUGGUGGAGGGUGUCACUGAGGGCUACAACGGCACCAUCUUUGCCUACGGCCAGACAGGCAGCGGGAAGUCCUUCACCAUGCAGGGCCUGCUGGACCCGCCCUCCCAGAGAGGCAUCAUCCCCAGGGCCUUCGAGCACGUGUUUGAGAGCGUUCAGUGUGCAGAGAAUACCAAGUUUCUGGUCCGGGCCUCCUACCUGGAGAUCUACAAUGAAGAUGUCCGUGACCUGCUGGGGCCUGACACCAAGCAGAAGCUGGAGCUGAAGGAGCACCCGGAGAAGGGCGUGUACGUGAAGGGGCUCUCCAUGCACACGGUGCACGACGUGGCCCAGUGCGAGCGCAUCAUGGAGACGGGCUGGAAGAACCGCUCGGUCGGCUACACCCUGAUGAACAAGGACUCCUCACGCUCCCACUCCAUCUUCACCAUCAGCAUCGAGAUCUACGCCGUGGACGAGCGGGGCAAGGACCACCUCCGGGCGGGCAAGCUGAACCUGGUGGACCUGGCGGGCAGCGAGCGGCAGUCCAAGACGGGAGCCACGGGGGAGCGGCUCAAGGAGGCCACCAAGAUCAACCUGUCGCUGUCGGCGCUGGGCAAUGUCAUCUCGGCCCUGGUGGAUGGGCGCUGCAAACACAUCCCCUACCGGGACUCGAAGCUGACGCGGCUGCUGCAAGACUCGCUGGGAGGCAACACCAAGACGCUGAUGGUGGCCUGCCUGUCUCCCGCGGACAACAACUACGACGAGACGCUCAGCACGCUGCGCUACGCCAACCGGGCCAAGAACAUCAAGAACAAGCCACACAUAAAUGAGGACCCCAAGGACGCCCUCCUGCGCGAGUACCAAGAGGAGAUCAAGAAGCUCAAGGCGAUUCUGGCCCAGCAGAUGAACCCCAAUAACCUAUCAGCCCUGCUGUCCAAUCAGGUGCCCCUCAACCCUGUCCAAACUGAGGAGAAGCCGUUGCCCCCACCUGUGAUCCAGCAUGACACGGAGGCCGAGAAGCAGCUGAUCCGGGAGGGCCCUGGCUUUGUCCUGGCGGAGAACCUAAUGCCAGCAGGGACAGUGCUGUGGGGACUGGGGCUGGAUGUGUCUGCUGCUGGACUUUUGCCACUUGACUAUGACCUCAGGGCGGACUAUGAGGCAGAGCAGGAGUCCAGGGCCCGGCUGGAGGAGGACAUCACUGCCAUGCGCAGCUCAUACGAUGUGAAGCUGUCCACGCUGGAGGAGAACCUGCGCAAGGAGACAGAAGCUGUCCUGAAGGCAGAAGUCCUCUACAAGGCUGACGUCAUGUCCAGGGUCGAGUUUGCCAACAUAUCUGAUUACUCACCUCCUUUCGAGUAUGAGAUAGCCGUGAAACCUGAGAUCUACUCCAUGAUUGACACUCGACCCAGUGAGGACGUCCCCAAGACUGAGGUUCCUUCCCAGUCUGAGGACCUGCCCAAGAUGGAGACCUCCAAGUCUGAGAUUUCUUUUGGGUCUGAUGAGUCAUCCACACUCGAAGAAGCCUCCAUGUCUCAGGCCUUCCCUGGGCCCGCGGAGCCCUCCAACCUGGAGUUCUCUGUGCCCGAGGUGGAAGCCGAGAGCAAAUACUUCCUGGGUGAGAAUCUCAGCCAGGAAGUCCCCCCGCUGGAGGAGGAGCCCUUCCUCCAGGAUGAGGAGCCCCAGGUGAUGCCCCUGGAGCUGCUACCAGUCCUGCACGACCCAUUUGCAGAAGUAGAAGCAAAGCUGGCUAUGCUCUCCUCCACCAUGGCUGGGGCAGACGUGCCCCAGGCGGACGUACCCAAGGGCCUGACGCAGCACCCCUCCAUGACCGAUGUCCUGGAGCCCAAUGACCUCAGGCCCGAAGCUGAGGUAGCCAGCGACCUCCUGCCUGGGACCGAGGUUGAUCUGGGCCCAGAAGUGACCAAGGAGGUGGUACUGGAGGCAGAGCCUAGUGUGGAGACUGAGGUUGAGCCUCAGCCCCUGGUGGCCAUGACAAAUUCAAGAAAGGACAGUGUGGGCGUGGAGGUGGCCGUGCUGACAGAUAACCUGAUGCCCAUUGUAGACCAGCAGCAGGUGCUGGCCCGUUUGCAGCUGCUGGAGCAGCAGGUGGUUGGUGGGGAGCAGGCCAAGAACAAGGACCUGAAGGAGAAGCACAAGCGGCGGAAACGCUACGCAGACGAGCGCAAAAAGCAGCUGGUGGCGGCCCUGCAGAACUCGGACGAGGACAGCGGGGACUGGGUGCUGCUUAACGUCUACGACUCCAUCCAGGAGGAAGUACGGGCCAAGAGCAAGCUGCUGGAGAAGAUGCAGAGGAAGCUUCGGGCAGCAGAGGUGGAGAUCAAAGAUCUGCAGUCGGAGUUCGAGCUAGAGAAGAUCGAUUACUUGGCCACCAUCCGUCGGCAGGAACGUGACUUUAUGCUCUUCCAGCAGCUCCUGGAGCAGGUGCAGCCCCUGAUUCGCCGCGACUGUAACUACAGCAACCUGGAGAAGAUCAGGCGCGAGGCCUGCUGGGACGAGGACAAUGGCUUCUGGAAGAUCCCCGAGCCCAUCAUCAUAAAAACCAGCCUCCCAGUAGCAGUUUCAACAGGGCCACAGAACAAAUCGGUCCGCAAAACCUCUGCAGCAGACAAUGGCGAACCAGGCAUGAUUGCCAGUAACUACUUCCGGCCGAAGCGGGCCAGCCAGAUCCUCAGCACGGAUCCCAUGAAGAGCCUCACACAUCACAACUCACCGCCAGGCCUCAGCUGCCCUCUCAGCAACAACUCUGCCAUCCCACCCACCCAGGCCCCUGAAAUGCCCCAGCCCCGGCCCUUCCGCCUUGAGUCCCUCGACAUCCCCUUCACCAAGGCCAAGCGUAAGAAAAGCAAAAGCAGCUUUGUCAGUGAGCCCCUGUGAACACAGCUGCCUGCUGCCCUGCCUUUGGCUUUCUGUGAGACCGCCAGGCCCUCCCAGGGCAGCCGCAGCCAGACCUCCUCCCAUCUACCCCCAUAGUGACCAGAGGGCCUGAGGGGCCCUCGCCCUGGGAAGACACAUUCCUUUCCCUGUUCCCCAGAGAGCCCACUUCUGCCCUGGGCAGGAGCCCCUUGCAGGCUGUACCAUCCUUGGAGAGGUCCACUCUGGUUCUCCAUGCCACAUCAGUGUUUCCAUCUGCUCACCUGCCACAGACCCCCCCAUCUGUGCCCCCCAGUGUUGUACUGUGCCUCUGUGGGCUCAAGAACCUCAGCUCUGCCUCAAGGCCUUCACCAGCAGCCCCGACAGAGUGGGCAGCUGCUCCCACGUGGAUCAAGCUACAUAUCUUGACAACUGAAAAUUGUGCCUCCGUCCAGUUGGCCCCACUUACUGGGGGAAGCUCUGUGGGAUGGGUACAUGAAUCCUAGAGCAACUCUUACCCUGCUGCCCACUCCUUGCUGGUCCAUGGCCCAGAGGAGACCACUCCAUAUUAAGCUGCCCCAAUAAACUGCCUUU